AUGCGUCUAUUCCCCUUGAGAUACCUCGUUAAUCUAGAUCUUCCGAAUCCAGAUACGCUGUUCAUGUUCAUCAGCUUCUCGGUAGUCCACUUCGACACCUCUCCGGGUCCUGGGUCUCCGGGUCCUGGGAACGCGGAUAUCGGCAUGAUCCCGGUUUCCACCCGUGGGAACAUUGAGAAGCCCCACAAUCACCCUCACAAUCUUGAACCAGACUGGACUCGACUGCGAAUAGAUUUGCCUGCCCACAUGGCCCCACAACCCCGACACGGCAUGCGAUUAGCCGUGGACAAGCGACAUAAAUUGGUGAAGAGCAGCUGA
This is a messenger RNA of Penicillium lagena, 318 nucleotides long. RefSeq lists its product as uncharacterized. The coding region runs from base 1 to 318 and encodes 105 amino acids. The record is from RefSeq and is a predicted model, not a curated record. Lineage: Eukaryota; Fungi; Ascomycota; Eurotiomycetes; Eurotiales; Aspergillaceae. The transcript has a single exon.